AUAAGCUAAAUAUUGCAAAUUACAAUGUCUUCUUCCAUUGUUUAUCUAUUAAGCCUUGCUUUCCUUCUCCAAACAGCGUUCGGAGCUGAUCCUCUCUUCCAUAUUUGUUCCAACUCUGGGAAUUUCUCCACCUACAAUGAUCCUUAUGAAGCCAACUUAAAUGUGCUCACUGGCUACCUCUCCAUUCAAGCUCCUUCUUCAGGAUUCGGCCUCGGUUCCAUAGGUCAAAACCCCAACCAAGCUUAUGGCCUCGCACUUUGUAGAGGCGAUGUGUCGACCCCGGACUGUAAAACCUGUGUUGUGGAAGCAGGCAGUGAAAUACGGAAACGCUGCCCUUACGACAAAGGUGCAAUCAUUUGGUACGAUAACUGUCUUUUCAAGUACGCAAACAUGGAGUUCUUUGGCCAUGUUGAUAACCAAAACAAGUUCUACAUGUGGAACUUGAACAACGUGAGUGAACCCCAGUCGUUCAAUGCGAAGACCAAGGAACUGCUGAGCGAUUUGGCUACCCAAGCUUAUGCAAAUCCCAAAAUGUAUGCAGCUGGAGAGAUGGAGCUGAACGGAUCGAAGAAACUUUACGGCUUGACUCAGUGCACCAGGGACCUUUCCAGCACUGAGUGCAAGAAGUGUCUUGAUGGCAUAAUCGGGGAGCUUCCAAGCUGCUGUGAUGGCAAAGAAGGAGGAAGAGUGGUUGGUGGGAGUUGUAACUUUAGAUAUGAAAUUUACCCUUUCCUUAAUGCUUAAUUAAACCUUCCUGAAACGAAACUAUGCCCAUCUAUAAAUAAUGUUACUUGUAUGUUGGUAUGGAAAUAUAUUGUAUUCUGUCAUUGUUGAAUAAAUAAAAAUUUAUGUUUUUUAAA
Messenger RNA from Gossypium arboreum, 860 nucleotides. Its product is annotated as cysteine-rich repeat secretory protein 38-like. The record is from RefSeq and is a predicted model, not a curated record. The coding region runs from base 25 to 744 and encodes 239 amino acids. Lineage: Eukaryota; Viridiplantae; Streptophyta; Magnoliopsida; Malvales; Malvaceae. The transcript has a single exon.